Bombyx mori (domestic silkworm) is the source of this 9629-nucleotide messenger RNA. RefSeq names its product kinesin-like protein KIF13B (gene Khc-73). Gene Ontology annotation, biological process: microtubule-based movement. Lineage: Eukaryota; Metazoa; Arthropoda; Insecta; Lepidoptera; Bombycidae. The coding region runs from base 165 to 5963 and encodes 1932 amino acids. Gene Ontology annotation, molecular function: microtubule motor activity; ATP binding; microtubule binding. The transcript has 38 exons. The record is from RefSeq and is a predicted model, not a curated record.
UAAAAACAAUAUGGCCGACAGUGUCAUUCCGGGGACGUCGUGAUCGUAACGUGAAAUAAUGAAUUUUGUAAUUCUAGAAUAUGGGUGAAUAUGUGCAGUAAACUUCUUUACUAUCGUGAAAAAAGUGUUGUGUUUUGAUUCUAUUUGUGUAAUUUGUGUGCAAAAUGGCGUCGGAUAAGAUAAAAGUCGCGGUUCGUGUUCGUCCUUUUAACAGGCGAGAACUCGAACUCGGCACACAAUGCGUGGUGGAAAUGGAAAAUCAGCAGACCGUCUUACAAUAUCCAGUCUCGUCACACGAAAAAGAAAGAAAACAACCAAAGACCUUCGCGUUUGAUCACUGUUUCUACUCGUUGGACCCGGCGUUACCGCACUUUGCCUCACAGAAAACAGUUUUCGAAUGUCUUGGAAGAGACAUUUUGGACAAUGCAUUCGAUGGAUACAAUGCUUGUAUCUUUGCGUAUGGACAAACAGGUUCAGGAAAAUCAUACACUAUGAUGGGCUCCCCGGGGGCUGACGAAGGCGGCAUCAUUCCUCGGCUUUGCGACGCCCUCUUUGAGAGGAUAGCUGUACAACAGACACCGCCCACUCUCACGUACAAGGUGGAAGUAUCAUACAUGGAGAUAUAUAACGAGCGGGUGCAUGAUCUCCUAGAUCCGGAGACCACGCGGAGGUCGCUACGAGUACGAGAGCAUGCUGUCCUCGGUCCAUACGUUGACGGGCUCUCGUUGUUGGCCGUUUCCUCGUUUAAGGAUAUCGACAAUUUAAUGACGGAAGGUAAUAAGUCUCGAACAGUGGCAGCUACGAACAUGAACAGUGAGUCUUCACGAUCCCACGCCGUGUUCAGCGUUGUUCUGACUCAGACUCUAUGUGAUGCUGCUACCGGUGUCACCGGGGAGAAGGUUGCCAGAUUAUCCCUAGUGGAUCUAGCCGGAUCAGAGAGGGCCGUGAAGACUGGUGCUGUUGGAGACAGGCUCAAGGAAGGAUCUAAUAUCAACAAAUCUCUGACUACCCUGGGUCUCGUCAUUUCAAAGUUGGCUGAUCAAUCGUCGGGCAAAACGAAUAAGGACAAAUUCGUACCGUACCGAGACUCCGUACUGACUUGGUUGCUGAAAGACAACCUCGGCGGCAACAGUAAAACUGUUAUGGUGGCAACGAUAUCUCCAGCGGCCGACAAUUACGAAGAAACGCUGUCGACCCUGAGGUACGCGGACCGAGCCAAGCGCAUCGUGAACCACGCUGUGGUCAACGAGGAUCCCAACGCUCGCAUUAUCAGGGAGCUCCGACAGGAGGUCGAAGCACUCAAGGAGAUGCUCAAAUACGCAACUGAAACCGAGGAGGCGAUUCGAGGAUCUGAUGGCGUUGUCUUGUCGCUGUUCCAGGGAUCACCCGUCGGAGAAGACGUCCAUGAACAGCUCGCGCAAAGCGAACAUCUGAUGAAAGAGAUGUCGCGGACCUGGGAGGAGAAGCUGGUCGAAACUGAACGAAUACAAGGCGAACGUCAACACGCUUUGGAGAAGAUGGGGAUCAGCGUGCAAGCGAGCGGCAUUAAAGUGGAGAAGAACAAAUAUUACCUCGUCAAUUUGAACGCGGAUCCGUCGCUUAAUGAACUACUGGUCUACUAUUUAAAGGAGAGGACCCUCGUGGGCGCGGACAGCUCGGCCGACAUCCAGCUGUCUGGGCUGGGCAUACAGCCGCAGCACUGCCUGCUGCUGGUGGAGGGCGGCGGGCUGCACAUGGAGCCGGUGGGCGCCGCGCGCUGCUUCGUCAACGGCACGCCCGUCGUGUCGCGCGUGCGCCUCGGACACGCCGACCGGAUCCUGUGGGGGAACCACCACUUCUUCAGGGCUAACUGCCCGAAGAAAGCGACCGGGGCCUCGGCCGGCGCGUCCGAGCCGCAGACGCCGGCGCAGCAGAUCGACUACAACUUCGCUCGAGACGAGAUCAUGCUCAACGAGCUCAGCAACGACCCCAUCCAGACGGCCAUCUCGCGCCUCGAGCGCCAGCACGAGGAGGACAAGCAAGUGGCCUUAGAGAAACAACGGCAGGAAUACGAAAGGCAAUUUCAGCAGCUCAGGAAUAUACUGUCUCCGUCAACCCCGUACCCGCCCUACUCCUACGAUCCGCUCAAAUUAGGCAAGCUGACGGCGUGCACGCCCACCACGGCGGCGCGCGUGGAGCGCUGGGCGGCCGAGAGGGACGACACCUUCAAGCGCUCCCUGGGGCGCCUUAAGGCGGACAUCCUGCGAGCCAACGCACUGGUGCAGGAGGCCAAUUUCCUGGCCGAGGAGAUGCGCAGGAACACCCGCUUCAGCGUCACCCUGCAGAUACCGCCGCAGAACCUCAGCCCCAAUCGCAAGAUGGACGAAGACGGCCGACUGUGUCGGGGCGGGCGCGGGGCUUUCGUGUCUGAGCCUGCUAUAAUGGUGAAGCGGCCAGGUCGGGGCGGCCAAGUGUGGUCAAUGGAGAAACUCGAUAACAAAUUGGUCGACAUGAGAGAAAUGUAUGACGAGUGGCGACGUCGACAACAACGAGGCGAGGAAGAACUGGAGGAGAUUCAAACUGAGAAGACUGUGGAUCCCUUCUACGAGUCUCAAGAGAACCAUAAUUUGAUCGGCGUUGCCAACGUGUUCCUCGAGGCGUUAUUCCAUGACGUCACUCUCGACUAUCACACCCCCAUCAUCAGCCAACAGGGAGAAGUGGCUGGAAGGUUACAAGUGGAGAUAAGUCGCGUGGCAGGUCAAUUUCCCCAAGAUCGCAUCUGUGAAGCUGCAUCAGAUAGCUCCGGUGACAUGAGAGAUGAUGAUGAACCCGUUGAUCCUGCGUCACAACAGGUGACGAUCCGCGUCGUAAUAAAACAGGCGAGCGGGCUGCCGCCGUCUCUGUCGCACUUCGUGUUCUGUCAGUACUCGGUGUGGGGGGGAGGGGAGGCCGUGGUGGUGCCGCCCGCAGUGUGCGCCGAGCCGCGCCCCGCGCCGCACGUCACGCAUCGCUUCGAUCACGCCAGGGACUUCACUGUGCCGCUUACCGAGGAAUUCAUCGAGCAUUGUGCAGAGGGUGCUCUGUCGAUCGAAGUGUGGGGCCACCGGUCGGCCGGGUUCAGUCGCGCGCGCGGCAACUGGGAGGUGGAGCAGCAGCAGCUGGCGCAGGCGCGCUCGCUGGCCGACCGCUGGGCCGAGCUCUCCAGGAAGAUCCAGCUCUGGGUGCAGAUACACGAGCUCAACGAGCAGGGAGAAUACGCGCCGGUCGAGGUGGUGGCGCGCGGCGACAUGCUGACGGGCGGCGUGUACCAGCUGCGUCAGGGUCAGCAGCGGCGGAUCGCAGUGCGCGUGAAGCCCGCACAGAACUCGGGGACGCUGCCGAUCAUAUGUCAGCACAUUGUCAGCGUCGAGGUGGGCUCGGUCACGGUCAGAUCCCGCUUACAAAAACCUUUGGAUUCAUAUCAGGAAGAGGACCUGGCCACGCUGCGGGAACGUUGGAGCGACGCUCUGGCCCGGCGCAGACAACACUUGCACGCACAGCUACAGAAAUUGGUAAACAUGUCGCCUUCGAUGAAGAGUGAACGCGACAUGGAACGCGAACAGUCUCUAGUCGAGCAGUGGGUGUCGCUCACCGAAGAGCGGAAUGCAGUUCUAGUCCCGAGUCCUGGCAGCCCCAUCCCGGGCGCUCCGGCCGCCUGGACGCCUCCGCCCGGCAUGGAGCAACACAUCCCCGUGCUGUUCCUUGAUCUCAACGCUGACGACCUGACCACGCACCCGAGCGGCGAGGAGGUGAGCAUGGCGGGGCUGAACUCCAUCCUCCCCAAGGAGCUCGGCCACAAGUUCUACGAGCUGCAGAUCCUGCACCACCACGACAAGGACGUCUCCGCCAUCGCGUCCUGGGACUCCUCCAUACACGACUCGCAGUACCUCAACAGGGUCACUGAAGCCAACGAACGCGUGUACCUGAUACUAAAGACGACGGUGCGCCUCUCCCACCCGGCCCCCAUGGAUCUCAUACUCAGGAAACGAUUAGGUCUAAACAUUUACAAACGACAGAGCCUCACCGACAGGAUACGGAAGAAAAUUGUCAGAACCGAUCAGCUAACCCAGACCGGUGUUAUGUACGAGGUCGUGUCGAACAUACCGAAGGCCUCCGAAGAGUUGGAAGAGCGCGAGAGUCUGGCGCAGAUCGCGGCCACCGGCGAGGAGGCCAGCGCCGCCGACGGAGAAACCUACAUCGAGAAGUACACCCGUGGAGUGAGUGCCGUGGAGAGCAUCCUGACGCUGGACCGGCUCCGCCAGAGCGUGGCCGUCAAGGAACUGGAGCAGGCGCGAGGACAGCCCAUCAUCAUGAGGAAGACGGCUUCCGUGCCCAACUUCUCACAGAUAAUGCGCUUGGAUUCGUCGUUCGAGUCGCUGACGGGGCUCGGGUCGGCGCGGUCGGGCAGCGUGGCGGACCUGGCGGACGAGAGCCCGCGGCGCGCGGCGCACCGGCACGCCGACCCCGACGCGCCGACGCCCACCAAGCCGUUCGGGCUCGGCUCGUUCCUAUCAGCGCGGCCAACAUUCCUAAACUUGAAUUUGAACCUGAACUCACUGCGACUGCAGACGCCGAACAAGUCAGCAUCACCGGCCAGCGGCAAGCUUGGGUUACGCAUGACGACGCUGCACGAGGAGCCGGGCAGGAGGAACGACGAGGACUCUCAUUCCGAACCGGAAUCAGCUCCUUUGGAUGAACUCACCACGCCUCGAUCAUCGCGCACGCGGUCUCGCGCGUCGUCCCGCGGCUUCCUGCCGACGUCGAAGACCCUCGACUCUCUGCACGAGCUGGCCUGCGAGCGAGCGCCCAACAAGAACUCUCCGUCCAUAUCGUCCAGUGGCUACGGUUCACAAGCGGUGUCAUCCACCAAUCUAACAAACGACGACACUCUGUCCAUCCGGAGCAUGUCUGUCGAUGACACUCCAGACUUUGACAAAUCCAUGGAUUACACAAACUUGAGCCGAACGAAGAACUCUAUGGUCGGACUUCGCAAUGAGAUCACCGAGCUCAGAAACGACAUAAAUGAUCUAAAAAACGACAUAGUCGAGUCCAAGAAUGAACUCGAAGAUGCGACUUUUGCCAAGACUCCAGUGCUGACUCCCGGCUCGAGGAACCGGAUCAAUCCGUUCCUGAGGGAUUGCGAGGAUGCCGUUAAAGAAGAGAGUAAGGACCAGCUUGUGGAUCCAUUGGGAUCCAUACCAGUUGAGAACGCAGUGCUGUCUAGUCAAACGAAGAGCCCAGAACCGGUACAAGUCAACGGUGAAGUGUCUCAUGAUAAUUCUUUCGGUGAAGCAGAAACAGAGUCUGUGAGCUCGGAGCCGUCGAGUCACGAAGCGGAGCGGAGCCGCGAGGCGUCGUCGGUGGGGGAGAGCGACUCGGCCUCGCUGGGCGCGGACGGCCCCGUGGUGAAGCCGCAGCUGCCCGCCGGCAAGCUGGUGCGGCGCCGCACGGGGGGCGGGCGGGCGGCGCGCGGGCCCGCCCUGCGCCCGCGCUCCAUGCACGAGACCUCGUCCGCCUCCAUGCUGUCUAGCUCGCCGGCUUCCUCUACGGAAAGAAUUGGAGAGGACGACACGUCGGAGGGCACGAUCCAGCCGUGGAUGACGGUGGGUGAGAGCGUCCAGCUCCGCCUGAGCACAAGCACCGGCCUCAUCGCGUACACCGGGCCCACGCACUUCGCGCCCGGCACCUGGGUCGGGGUGCAACUCGACGCUCCAACGGGCAAAAACGACGGUUCGGUGGGCGGCACCCGGUACUUCGAGUGUCGGCCGCGGCACGGCAUCUUCGUGCGCCCCGACAAGCUGGUGCAGGACCGCCGCGGCCGCUCCGCGCGCCAGUACGCGCACCUCGCCCGCGCCUCCAGCAAGGGGGAAGGCCUACAUAACCUGCACAGGUCAAGGAGUCGCGGCGACAGUAUAAACACAAUCGGUAAAACCAGAAGCAAAUAGACAAACGCAUGUACAUUCCGACGGCACGUACGUACACGUGUACGUACGUGAUUGCGUACAUUCCCCGUUCUACGUACAUACAAUCACGCAGCUCCCGUUAGCGACGACGCAAUGGAAAUUGGACCGAAUUUAAUUGGUAGUAACGUCCAAAAUCGCACAGUAAACGAUACAUGAGCGUUCUGUACCAUAUGUAUUAACGUCAACCAAUCCGAACUUGCUGCAGUGUUCUGCGUCAUCUGAGAGCGCUUUCUCGUUGGUUGAUGUGAGUUUGCAGAAAUAAACAUUCAUGUGUCGAUGUUAUUGUAAGUUUUGUAUAAUAUUAGACAUUUGUGUUGCUGUUUCGUAAUGCGUAUGGUGCUUUUAUGUAUUGUAGACGUUUCCAUUAACUUCUGUUAUUAUUUAAGCUUUCUUAAACAGUUGGUACAGUUUGAACUUAGUACUUUAAAUUAUUUUGUUGAGUACUUGUUAACUUAGUUAAAUUACUUGACUUAGUUAAAUUAUUAAGUUCACAUUUAAUUUAUUAUCGAUCAUGUUUAUCUAUAUAUUGUGAUGUUUUAUUAUUAAGAAGCCAGUACUUUUACGUUUACCGCUUUAUGCGUGUUUUUAUCAUGAUGUUAGGAGAAACGAGAAGAUCUCACUUUUAUUGACUUGUUCAAUAAAUCGUUCGAGAUUCGUCUGUCAUGUUUCCGGAAUGUUCGCGAAUGUUGGACUAAACAAAAUAUAUUUGACAUAUUCUUUGUAUAAUUUGCGAUGUAUUUUUUUUUUUAUGUUUGUAAAUAAAUAUGGAAUAAGUAAACAUCCAUUCUAUUAUCGUGAUUGUUUUUUUAUCGGUCGCAGUGUAAAUAUAUGGAAUUAUUUGUGUGUGUGUAUAUUAUUUAUUUAUUUUAUUGAUAAUUUAGAAUUUAUUUGAAUUAAUGUGAUCAAUCAUUUUUAAUAGUAUAAUAUAAUUUUGGUGACAUUGUAUAAAACAUUAUGAAUUGUAUAGAUUUUUUUAUGUAAUUCGUUUUAUGUAUUUUUAGCUCAUUGACCAUACGUAUUUAAUUAUGUAAACAAAAAUUAUAUUUGCAUAAUAAUUAUGCAUUAAUAUUAAACGCUAAGUAGGUUUUUGAAUAUGCGAAAUUUUUGCUAUAAAUCUAUUUAGAGGCCUAAAUUACGAGGCGAUAAUUGAUUUGAUUGGUAUUUAAGUCACGGAGAAGUUUGAACUUGCUCGUUUUACAGUAUAACUUUUCACAUUAAGGCAUCGUACAAUGUGUUGUGGAAUUGUGUGAAAUUGAAAAAAAUUUCGUAAUUUUGCAGCCGAUAAGAUUAUUCGGUGACCGAAAAACAGUACAUCAAAGUGAUGUUCGUACGUGUUUAUAAUGUAAACUAUUAUCCACUCGAAUUAUAUGAAAACGUGCAACAGUCAAAUCAACGUAUCAGCCUUGUAUCAGUAUCUUUAAAAAAAAAACUGCUCAGUACCAUUCUGUAUAGGAUAAUUAACCGCAAUUGCCGAUCUUGGAUUGUGAUAGUCUCUUGCCACGCAAAAGUAGAAAGUUUCUAAAAGUUUUUGUUUGUUUUUUAAUUAUUAAAUAAUAAUUUUGACGCCCGCUUUACGCCCGAUCUUUUGUGAAUGUAGUCGAAAUCGUCCAAUGACAAAUCUUCGUCCUAAUAAAAGACUUUAGUACUUAGUACAGAGAGUGUCGUGAUGAAACUCUGACAGCCGUAGCGUCACCAUCUGCGGUGCAAGCGAUAAGCGAACUACCUUGAUGUACUUAAAUCAUUCAUCAUCCGAAUGACGUCUCUGAUUAAUGUGGUGUGCUCUACUCUUAAUAGAAGCGUUUAAAACAACGAAUAUGGUAUAUUUAAAUUGUUAAUAAUUGUGUUUCGUUUUAUCGCUUGCACCACACAAUAAUAUCGAUUAGGUUGUGUAGUUAUAUUCGGAAUCGUGUAAAUGUUUUUAGUCGUUCUGUAAAUUAUAUUUAAACGAAAUUGUCCUCGAUUCAUUAUCUCCAUCCAUGUUCGAACAAUAAAUGAGAAUUUCUAUCUGUAAUGUAGUGAAUGUACGACCUUUUUCUUUUGUUUUAAUGUACGGAAGGGUUCGAGUGAACGUGCCCUUCCGACGCUUCUGUGUUAAGGAGUGUUCGCAUCUCUCUCUACAAAAGCGACUUUAGACUUUAGCUCACCUAACGUAUAUUCCCUCCUUAUUAGUCGGAUUAAGUACACAAAACGUAUAGUUUAAAACGCCUCGUUGUUUCUAGCAUAAGUGACACUUAAUGGAUAUUUAGCCAUUCACUUGCCUCGUUUCAUUCAAUGUAUAUUAACAUUUAAGUUAUUAGUAAUAGAAUAAACAUGAGAUAUCAUGCUGUUUCGAAUUGUUCGCUCCAAGAUUUUUGGUCAAUGUCUUGGUGUUGUUCAGGCUACUUACUGACCAACCGCGUUCGUCUUAAAAUGUUUCUUUGAUUGAAGUCAUAAAUAACAGUAGGUAUGUAUGAAAAUCAAGUUUGAUAAAAAUUAAAAUUUUUAGACUUUCAUAAAACUAAAAACAUUUAAAAUAUUCUGCGACUUUUAUUCUGAGUGUUGACUGCCGUUACAAACGUCACACGUUUCCUAAGUAACAAUUUUAAAAUAAAUUUUUAAAUAAAUAUAUCGUCGUAUGCUUUUAUUAGACUGUUGUACUUAAAACAUUCCAUUUUAAUAAUUGUUUUAAUUUAUUUUAACAAUUAAUUAGUAAAAAGCAGUACGUUUUAGUGAACUUUCGAUUAAUUUAGAUGAAAAUAAUGUUAUAAUGACUUAAUUUUGCAUUUUAUAAAGCUUUUUUUUUUAAAGUAAAUUUAUAGACCGGUGUUGUAUUAAAAUAUUUUUGGCCCUAACUAGGAAAGCUCAAUGUGUAGUCGAAUUUUAAAAUCAAUUAAAAACGUAUAUUAUAGAGUGUGUCUUUGAAACUAUCGGUGUGCUUAUGUCCCGUAGAGAUAGAUAAGAAACGAAGAGAAACUUUGAAUGCGAUAAACUCAAUCGAAUGGACAUAUCCAAUUAUUCGUGGUUUUAAAGUACUUUGGUGAUGUCUACAGCACAAGUAGAGUUUAGUGCUAUCGCAUUCGAUACUACAAAGGGCAGGCGAUCAGGUCGGCGGAGUACGCACUAGGGCUCCUAGAUUUAGGCUGAAUAGUGACUUUAAAAGCAGCCUUCCCGUAGGUCGAUAUUUAAUUUAAUAGAAAUUAAGCUGACCAUGUGCUGUGCUUUUGUUUUAAACAAAUAGUUUUUAGGUAAAUGAAAUUAUUUUUUUUUUUUUUUUUUUUGAUUAAUAUUAAUUUUUAAUGAAACGUUUUGAUUUAUUUAAUUGUCGUAUUUAUUGCAGUCGAUUCAUUACACGGAGCUUGUGACGACGUUUAUGUUUCAAUAAAAUUGCGUCAUGUUACUUGUGUAGUCAAUAAGUUUGCCAGAAUGUAAAUUAUAGUCGAUCACAAAUCGAUUCCAAUAUAUUUUGUUUGUGAUAACGCGUAUGUAGGUAGCUACUUGGAUGCAUAGAUAGAUGGUUGCGUUAUAUUCAUUGUACACAUUAAUGCAUAAUAAAGAGAUUUAUUAAAAAAAAUACAUAGUUCACUUCCUUUAGUGGAAAUAUUUUUUGCCAAGUAGCAAUAUUUCAAGUCAACCAUUGCUGUCAUUAUCAAUAAAUGUAUUAUAAAAGUA